GACCCAACAUUUUCAUACGCAAAAGUUUGUCUUUUCGAGUGCAGAAGGUAGACUUCGUAUUUUGAUAGUGAAAUAUUUAAGUGUCGGUGUAAGUAUCUAGCGACAUAAUGCCUGAGGGAGCAUUACCUAAGAAGCAAAAAUGUGAAGAUCUGGCCGUGACAAAGUUUAGGGAGUACAUACGGAUCCGAUCUGUGCACCCUGAUCCCGACUAUGAUGGAGCUAUUUCCUUUCUCAGAAAUUAUGCAGAAGAGAUUGGUCUGCCAUUUCAGACAGUUGAGGUACAUCCUGGGCGCCUGGUGGCCAUCAUGACUUGGGAAGGACUGGACCCAUCCCUGCCUUCCAUAAUGCUCAACUCUCACACUGAUGUUGUCCCUGUUUUUACAGAACAUUGGAAAGUCGACCCGUUUGCCGCGGAGAAGAUGGAGAACGGUGACAUCUAUGGAAGAGGAACACAGGAUAUGAAGUGUAAUGCAAUAAUAUUCCUGGAGGCUGUUCGUCGAAUAAAGACAGAAGGGCAGAGAUUGAACAGGACAAUCCAUCUCACCUUUGUGCCAGAUGAAGAAAUUGGUGGUAUACUUGGCAUGGCAAAGUUUGUGGUACACGAAGAGUUCACCAAACUAAACGUUGGAUUUGCCUUUGAUGAAGGCUUAGCCAACCCUACUGAUGCCUUCACUGUUUUCUAUGGAGAGAGGGCUCCAUGGUGGGUCAGGGUCAAAUGUCCCGGGAAACCAGGUCAUGGGUCAAGGUUCAUUGAGGACACUGCUGCUGAGAAGUUUAGAAGAAUCAUUAACAGUUUCUUAGAUUUCCGGGCAAAAGAGGAGAAAAAAUUAAAUGGGAAUGCCUGCCUCAAGCUGGGAGAUGUGACAACAGUGAACCUCACCAACGUCCAGGGAGGUGUACAGUUCAACGUUGUUCCUAUGGAAAUGUAUGCAGGUUUUGACGUCAGGAUCGCACCGACUGUGGACCUCAACCACUUUGAAGACAAGAUAAAGAAUUGGUGUGCUGAGGCAGGGGACGAUGUUACAUAUGAGUUUCUCCAGAAAUGCAUGAUACAAGAAACUACACCAGUAGAUAAAUCUCAACCCUGGUGGAAAACGUUCAGCUCUGUCUGCGAGAACAUGGGUCUGAAACUAGAAACAGAGAUAUUCCCGGCAGCUACAGACAGCAGGUUUCUCAGAGAGAUUGGGAUCCCAGCAUUGGGAUUCUCUCCCAUGAACAACACGCCCAUUCUGCUACACGAUCACAAUGAGUUCCUAAAUGAAAACAUUUUCCUGAAGGGCAUUGAUAUUUAUGCUGCGAUCAUACCACCGAUGGCAAAUUUGUCGAUUUAAAAAAUCUAAAAAUAUAUGACUUUACAACAAUUUGUUAUGCAAUGAAAAAUGAUCAUGAAAUACCAUGAUUUUAGCAUUUUAUUCUUGUUAAAAGGUUCUGAUUUCAAAAUGUGUGCUAUGACAUAAAAAAAAAAAAAAUGGAAAUUGACAAACAUUACCAUUAAGUUAUCUGGCAGUAUGCUUUGAUAAGCUUUUGAAACUUGCAUACUUAUUCAAAACAGUUUAACUACUAAUGAAACAUAGGACUGUAUUUACUGUGUGUGAAAUUACAUUUCUGUGUUAUACAAUUGAUAGGUGCCUUUUAUAAUGUGUAGCCUCAACAGCUGGUUUGACAGGAAAAUGGUGAACAACUUUUGGAAUGAUUUUUUUUCUCAAUUAAAUUUUCGUUUUGAAAUAUUUUAGAUUGCAAGAUCUCGUUCUUGUGAGCAUUAAAAAAAAUAGUUUACAAAAAAUAUUAAUUUACAUUUCUUCUUGUUAAGCAUUAAACAAUAUAUAUAACAUACAGAGAGUAUUUUUAUACAACGAUACAUUUUAAAAAUCGAUCUUGACAAGUUGUAACACAACAUAGUUUGUUUGCUUGGUACGGGACUGAUAUACUUUACAAAUCAAGGGUCCUCAGGUUUUACCUUCUCUGAAUGGGUUUAGUCAUUUAACUCUUUUAAUAUAUAUUCAUAAACAUGUAUAUUCAAACCUUACUUUUUACCUAAUGCUAAUCAAAUGAGCUGUAUCACAUGAUGGGUGAUAAUUGUUCAACUUAAAUACAUGUUCUAUUUGUUUAUAGCAAAAUAUUGGCAAAAAAGGUUAAACCUCAAUUAUUUACCUGAUGUUGUGUGAAAUUUUAUUCCCAAAUUGCUCCAAACUUCUUUAUAUUUGUAUGAGUACAUAAUAAGUUCAUGUGCAAGAUAUAAUGAAGUAUUUAAAAAAAGAUACAAUAAACUAUGUCAGUUUGAUGUAAAUUUCCUAUGCAAAGUAUAUUUAAUAUUUUCUCCAUGGAUCACAAUAAUUGUAGUUUUAUACAUGGUUUAUUUUAAAUCGGACAUUGGCCUCAACUUUAUUGGUUUUACUUUAUGGCAGUGUUACUGUUCUGAUUAUGUAUCGCCAUUCUAUAUUUUGAGAUAUGAUUAUGAUUUAAGAACAAUCUCAGAAUGAUGAGCAAACACUACAUACAAUUCACCUUGUGCCAUGUACUCCAAUCCACAGUAGGUUUUGUACCAACAAGUCUUUUUUCUUUGUUCCUUUGAAAUAAAUUUGAUGGUGUUUAAUUCACCCCAUUAUAGAUUUAAAAUGCAGAAUUAACUUUUUAGAUAAUUUUUCCUCAUGUUUAAUUUGUCCUGUUAUUUAUUUGUGAAACGGACUAAGAUUAACAUCAGAGAAUUUCUUUUUCUCUUUACAGUAGUCCAUUUCUGUUAUAGAUUGAAAAGAAAAAAAUCUGCUUAAAUAUGGAAAAGGGUGAAAUAAUAGUCAAUGAAAACUUAAACUAUGGGCUAUAUGAAUCUUGUGUGUUGGGGGUCAUGUUACCUACUUUUAUUAAAAUAAAUCAAAAGGACCUGUGUUUAACAUUUCUCUGUUAACUCAUUCACCCCUGAAGACACAUUUGAACUCUUCCAAUCCAAUGAUUGGAAUAGUCCUUUACAAAAUUUUAAGGGGUGAAUGAGUUAAGGAUCUCUAUGCUACUACCAAAGUCUGUAACUGAACAUUGGUUUUUUUCCAGAAUGGCUUUGAUAAAACAUUUCUGAAAAGAAAACCAUACCUUGCAUGAGUUUUUUGAAAAUUUGAUAAUAUUUAAAUCAUCAAAAUAUAAUCAACAAUCGUGUUCUGAGUAUAAAAAAUUAGCAUGGCCAGGUCGUGAUUCGAACCCUGGACUUGUUUUACUAUCUCUGUAACAACUGAACUACCCGGUUAAUCAAAGUGCCCUGGCCAACUGUGCUACAGUAAAGGGAGGUCACUGUAAACCACUCUAGUGGGACAGAGAUCCUUAAUAAUAUUGUCAAGCUGGUAUAAUCAGUAUUUUCUUAAUCUGCUACAUAUUCUAGAUUUUUCUAUGACUAAUCUUAAUCGUUUUGUUCCUUUUAUGAUAAUUCUCAUUUCAAAUAAACAGAAUUCCCAAUU
Messenger RNA from Mizuhopecten yessoensis (Yesso scallop), 3440 nucleotides. Its product is annotated as aminoacylase-1-like. The transcript is spliced from 16 exons. The coding region runs from base 108 to 1331 and encodes 407 amino acids. Gene Ontology annotation, biological process: amino acid metabolic process. The record is from RefSeq and is a predicted model, not a curated record. Gene Ontology annotation, cellular component: cytoplasm. NCBI's taxonomy places the organism in Eukaryota, Metazoa, Mollusca, Bivalvia, Pectinida, Pectinidae. Gene Ontology annotation, molecular function: aminoacylase activity.